Molecule: messenger RNA, 510 nt
Organism: Penicillium cataractarum
Lineage: Eukaryota; Fungi; Ascomycota; Eurotiomycetes; Eurotiales; Aspergillaceae
Exons: 1
Coding region: 1-510 (169 amino acids)
Source: RefSeq, a predicted model, not a curated record
AUGUCCACCUUCUUCCCAACAGCCGAAUACGCCGAAGACCAACCCCUAGCCCGCACCAUCCUAACAACCCACGUCCUCAUCCGCGGCUUCCAACUCGGCAGCGCAAUCGGCCUCCUGAACAGCGGCGCCGCAUACCUCAUAAACCGCCGCUCCCUCACAGCACCCAUCCUCCUCCGCUCAGCGGGUACCGGCGCCAUCAUCGGCACAGGCAUAGCCGGUGUUGCCCUGGUUGCGCGGAUGUGGGGUCGCGACGAGAUCGAGUGGAAAGAUCGCAGUUGGCGGCUACGGUAUAAUUCUGGUCAGGUUGCUGUUGAUAAUUGGGGGGAGCCUGGGGCGGUGCUUGGAGCCGUUGUUGUUGUGUCGAGUGGGUUGGCUAGGCCCGCGGCUGGAAAUUUGAGGGGGGUUCUGGGGGGUGCCGGGGUUGGGUCUUUGGUUGGGAUUGUUGGGUGUAUGUGUUUGAAAAGUGUUUUGCCGGGAAAGGAUGGGAAACAUGUUGAUGGAAAGUUGUGA